Cyphellophora attinorum is the source of this 2355-nucleotide messenger RNA. Its product is annotated as Glycerol-3-phosphate acyltransferase. The transcript has 2 exons. The coding region runs from base 1 to 2355 and encodes 784 amino acids. Gene Ontology annotation, cellular component: mitochondrial membrane. The record is from RefSeq and is a predicted model, not a curated record. NCBI's taxonomy places the organism in Eukaryota, Fungi, Ascomycota, Eurotiomycetes, Chaetothyriales, Cyphellophoraceae.
AUGGAUUCUGAUGCGACGCUUGCCCCUUCCACCUCCAACGACGCCAGCGAUGGACCGGAUAAGAGCCUCGUCGAGCGGAUGGCUCGCUUCCGCAAGAAUCCAUUCAACUUCGCACAGGAACUGUACCUCUUCGUCACCGGCGUAGGUUGGCGUUCCUAUGACAGAGUGAUUGGACAGCCAUGUUUCUACUCUGGCUAUACAGACAACAUGAAGACGAUGGUGAUGAAGUCCACAAUACUGCAGAAGAAGCUGCUCGACAUGACGGAAGCGCGUCUGCGAGUAGAGCAAGAGCAAAACCUACUGGAUGCGGACAGCCCAUCCUACCAGCAAGACCGAGAGCAGCGCAAGAUUCAGAUCAUUUCAGACUUGGUCGACAUCACGCAGGAUAUGCUUGACAACAUGCUCUGCAAGAUGGAAAACAAGAUCUGGCUGAGAACGGCAUACUGGGGCUGCACGCAGCUACUUACUCGUGCAUAUUCAAGCAUACACGUGUCCGAGAAGGAAGUAAGCCGACUGCGGGCAGUCGCAAAGAUCGCGCAGGAGCAGAAACGUUCGCUGAUCUUUUUGCCAAGGCAUACAAGUCAUAUCGAUUAUGUCUCGUUACAUCUCGUCUGCUACCGUCUCGGUCUGACUUUGCCCGUCGUCGUGGCUGGCGACAAUCUCAACUUCCCUGUUGUCGGCACGUUUCUACAGACUCUCGGCGCCAUGUGGCUACGGAGGAGCUUCGGAGAUGACGCCCUCUAUCCGACGCUGGUCCAGUCAUACAUCGACACCAUGAUGCAACAGGGCUACAACCUAGAAUGCUUCAUAGAAGGGACCCGAUCACGCACAGGAAAGCUGCUCGGUCCCAAAUUCGGCAUCCUCUCCUUCUACCUCGACUCACUACUCUCCGGACGCGUCAAAGACGCCUACAUCGUCCCAGUCUCAAUGCAAUACGACCGAGUGAUCGAAGUCGACUCCUUCGUCACAGAACUCCUCGGCAAACCAAAACAGAAGGAAAACCUAGCCGACUUCCUCUCCGCAUCCUCCCUCCUAGCGCUCAACUUCGGCAGAAUAGAAUGCCGCUUCCACGAGCCAUGGAGUCUCCGCGACUUCAUCAACGAACAACAAGCACGCAUCCCCAACACGACCUCACCCCGCGAAAGCCGCACCCGAAUACUGCGUACCCUCGGCUACCGCGUUCUCUCUGACAUCAACGACGUCUCAGUCGUCAUGCCCACCGCCCUCGUCGGCACCGUCCUCCUGACCCUCCGCGGCCGCGGCGUCGGCAAAGCCGAACUCGUCCGACGCGUCGAAUGGCUCUGCGAACGCAUUCGCACCAACGGCGGCCAAGUCUCCGACUUCCAAGCAUGCCAACCUCUGAAGUGUCAAUCGCGCAUUGACCGUCCUCGGCCCGCAACUCGUCGGAAUAUGACCAUCCACCUGUUCAUCUCCGAAGCGCUCCUUGCCGCUGGCUUAUACACGCGUGUGAAGCAGGGAGGCGGGUAUGCUUCACAAGCUAUAACCGAGGCCGACUUGAUCGACAAUGUCAGCUUCCUCUCGCAGCUGUUCCGGGGCGAGUUCAUCUUUCCAGCCGGUCAAGGCUUGCGUCACAACGUCGAAGCAGCUCUCGCCGGCCUGCUGCGGGAUGACGUGCUCACCACAUCGACUUCCGCUUCCCCUUCUAGCUCCACUAACAGCACAUCAUCAUCAUCAGAUGCAUCCCCGUCUAGGACCAACGCCCGAACAAUCGGCCUCUCCGACACCGAACGCGCCCUCGGCCGCGAGAACUUCGACUUCUACUGCUUCAUGAUCUGGCCGUUCAUCGACGCCGCCUGGCUGGGCGCCGUCUCCCUGUUUUGCCUCGUCCCGCCCGCUGUCACCCCAUCAUCACCAACCACAACCCCGAGUCCAUGGGUACCCAUGACAGUCGCCCAAUCCACAGCCCAACUCUUCGGCCGCACCCUCUACCACCAAGGCGACCUCAGCUACUUCGAAUCGAUAAACAAAGAAGCCCUCAAAAACGCAUACACCCGCUGCCAAGAAGAAGGUAUCAUCAUAGUAUCGAAAUCAGCCAACUCCGAGGAUCCCAAAGCGGCCGCGGUGCCGAUGGUGCGCAUCGCGCCGGAGUGGCUGCCGCAGCGGAAGCCUACGACGGGGGAGUUGAUACCGGAAGGGAGGCUGUGGGGUUUUGUAGAGAGGAUUGGGAAGCACAGACGAGAGGGGAAGAAUCGACGGGAUGGCGCGACGGUUGGGAGGCGGGUGUUGGGGCUGGCGGAGACGUUGGGGCGGGAGAAUGUUUUUGCGGUUGUUGGUGGUGCAGACGAUACGGGAGGCGUGCCUGUGAAGCGGCGGGGGAGGCGGACGAAGCUUUGA